UAUUACUCCUAACAAUUACUACUACUAACAAACUCCCCUAAUCCUCUCCAGCCAACUCUCUCUGCUGGUUUAGUCUCGUCUCGGUAAUCUAUCUUCUCCUCGAUCCAUCUCUCCUGACUCUGCUGGGGUUCUUCAUCCAUGGCCAAGUCCUUUAGAGACAGCUUCUUCCGGUCCAAGAAGCGAGCCGAGCCUGAUGAUGAAGAAGGAGGAGCACAGUACACGGAUCUCGAGGGUGGCGGCGGCGCCGAGAAGACGCCGGCGAUCUCCGGCGACGGCGAGGCACCGGCGGCGGGCGGCGACGAGGAGGAGGAGGAGCUCCGGCGGCUGCGAGGCGCCGUCAUGACGUUCCUCCUCGUCAUCAUGUUCCUCCUCUACGUUGGCAUCUUCGACCUGGCGAAGGGCCUCACCGCCUUCCCGCCCGAGGCGGCGGCGGAAGGCGUGGGGCUCAUGGCCGCCGUCGGCGCCGCCGUGACGGGCCUCGGCGUCGCCAUGCUCGCCGGGUUCGUCCUCUGGUGCUGCUGCUGCGGUGGCAAAGACGCGAUCUGAUUUUAACAAGAACCGUAGUUUUCGUUCGUGUCAGCGGAAAUAUAUCAUUCUUAGUAAUAAUUUGUGUUUUGAUCAUCGUACUUUUUAAUGUUUUGAUUUGAUAGUGGUUGUGAAAUCAGAAUCAUGAGGAAGUGUUUUUUUUAUGAAUAUGAAUGUUUCAGAAAGAAAGAAAGAAAGUGAGGGCAAUGGAAUUAAUCUUCAGAGGACAAUGGUGCCGAUUUUCUAUGAUAUGACCAACAUAUAUUCCUGGAUUAUAAUUGUUGAUCAUAGUUGGAACUCUAA
Molecule: messenger RNA, 828 nt
Organism: Brachypodium distachyon (stiff brome)
Lineage: Eukaryota; Viridiplantae; Streptophyta; Magnoliopsida; Poales; Poaceae
Exons: 2
Coding region: 139-546 (135 amino acids)
Source: RefSeq, a predicted model, not a curated record